AUGCUGCGCCUCGCCGCGCUCGCCCUGGCCGUCGCGCGCACGUACUGCGCGCCCGACGCGGCCAAGGUCGCGGAGGUGGAGACGGCGAUCGCGGCAACGCGGAGUAAACUGUUGGCCAUCUACGGCGAGGGCGUCGAGGCCGCGCUGCUCCGCCAGGGCGUCGAGUUCCUCGACGACGAGCACGGCCGCGGCAAGGUCGUCGAGCGGCUGCUCCGCGCCUUCGCGCUCGGCGACAGCUUCGUCAUCGCCGUCGGCGGCAUGUCCGACGUCGCGGGCCACGGGAAUCUCUUCGAGGAGUCGUACCCGAACGUCUGCAACGACGUGCUGCGCGACGUGUUCGGGACGGCGGGCAUCAACUUCCACGUGCGGAACAUGGCCAUGGGCGGCGUGCCGUCGUUCCCGAACAGCGUGUGCAUGGAGGACAACUUCGGCCGGGACGCGGACGUCGUCGUCUGGGACUUUCGCAUGGUCGAGCGCGACGAGAUCAAGGGCGAGCUCUACGUGCGGCAGGCGUUGAUGCAGCCCCGCGCGCCCUUCGUGUGCUUCAAGCGCCACAACCCCUACCUGAAGAAGUUCCACUACGCGCACGCGGAGGGCGCCUUGCACGUGAUCGACGAGAUGAAGGCCUACAACCAGCUGAACAAGGCCAAGUCGCCGGGCGUCGCCAACGACAAGUUCUGCGAGGGCGCCUGCGAGUGCCCGGGCCAGGUGCGAUGGCACGCGGGCUGGAAGAUGCAGCGGUUCCGCGGCGUCCACAUGGCUUUGGCGUACCUCGACCUGUUCGAGACGGCCGUGGACCACUACAAGCAGCUGCUCGCCGCGGGGUCCGUGCCGCCGUCGGACCACGCGCGCUGGGCUUUGCAGCCCCGGGACCGCGAGGCCCUCCACGCGCCGCUGGUGAAGGAGUGCAAGGACCCGUUCUGCUCCGCGACGUUCAACUGCGCGAUGACGUGGCAGCCCAAGGUCGGCCGGUCCCUCGUGGACCUCGUGGACCCCCAGCUCGGGCUCAACGGCUGGAAGAUGCAGCACCCGUCGCCGCGCGUCGCCGACAUCACGAACCAGGGCCAGACGAAGUGCCACUACAAGGACGAGAAGCGGUCUUUGGUCGGCAACGCGAAGUCGCACUGGGUCUUCUUCAACGUGCCCAACGUCCAGGACGGCGGCCUGAUCGGCUUCUGCGGCGACUUCCAGUCCCAGAAGUUCGACGAGUACGCGCUCAUCGUCGUGAACCAGGAGGAGGUCAUGGACAAGCUGACGAUCUGGCUCGAGUCGAAGACGUUGGGAAUCGCGUCCGCGUGCUUCUCGACGACGCACAACGUCGUCGAGGGCGACAACGUCAUCGGCUUCCGCGUCACAUCGUCCCAUUCCGUGAGCUCCAUCACGAACGGCGGCGGUGUGACGGCCCUCGCCGUCUUCGUCGGCGGGCUGCUCUGCGGCCUCGUGCUGCGCUCCAACGACGACGACGGCGCGCCCCGGCGGCGGCGCCUCGUCGGCGGCGAACGCUCCGACGAGCUCCAGACCAUAAACACCCGGCUCGACGCCCUGACCCUGGGGCUCGAGGCGCUGCUCGAGGCCGGCGCGCGGCGGCCCCUCGUCGACGGCGCCGGCGCCCUCGCCGGGCGCGCGUCGCUGGCCGCGCUCAUGGACGCCUACGUCGGCGAGCACGACGGCGAGCGGAGCCUCGUCCUCGAGGACAGCGGCGCGAUCGCGAGCCGCCCCACGGCCGCGAGCGACGACCAGCUCUUCCGCUUCCACGCGGCCCACGGCUACACGCUCGCCCGGGGGCUCGUGCCGCCGGAGAAGGUCGCGGCGAUGAACGCGGCCGUCGAGGCCGCGCGCGCCGCGCGGCGGCCGCUCAAGCGGAUCAACGAGAAGCGGGAGGCGAACGCGGACGACAACGUGUACUACUCGCCCAUCAAGGACCUCCACGCCUUCCAAGGGUCGCGGGAAGAGGCGGGUCUCGCGGCCGCGGCGCGCGACGUCCUGCUCGGCGACGAGGUCGCGACGUUGCUGGAAAAGAUCACGGGCCACGCGUCCCAGCUCCUCUACCGCAGCGCCUACUUCGAAUACUCGCGGACGACGGCGCACCAGGACUACUACUACUUCGACAGCGUGCCGAGCGGCGAGCUGCGGGGCGUCUGGGUCGCGCUCGAGGACACGGCGCCCGGCGGCGACCGCUUCUUCCUCGUCCCGGGCCUCUUCAACGUCACCGACGCCUUCCCGACGCGCUCCCUCGAGCUCAACGCCGUCAACGCCUACCUCGACGCCAAGGUCGCGGGGCCCUGGGCGGGCGCGGUCUUCGCCCCGGACCUCAAGGCCGGCGACGCGCUCGUCUGGAACUCGUGGCUCGUCCACGGCUCCCUCGCGGGCGACGUACGCACGACGCGCAAAUCCCUCAUCGGCCACUUCACGCCGGCGCACCUCGACAUCCGCUCCUUCGUGGACCCGGCCAUGACCAUGGCGUCCCUGCCCAAGGGCGACGACCGCGGCCGCGCCUACUACGACACGGAGGCCGCGGGCCGCGGGCCCCACUUCGACCAGCCCGUCGUCCACACGCGCCACCACCGCGGCGCGGCCGGCGGGGGGCGGCCGGAGGCCGCGGUGCGCUAA
Molecule: messenger RNA, 2610 nt
Organism: Aureococcus anophagefferens
Lineage: Eukaryota; Pelagophyceae; Pelagomonadales; Pelagomonadaceae
Exons: 3
Coding region: 1-2610 (869 amino acids)
Source: RefSeq, a predicted model, not a curated record